Messenger RNA from Seminavis robusta, 1041 nucleotides. NCBI's taxonomy places the organism in Eukaryota, Bacillariophyta, Bacillariophyceae, Naviculales, Naviculaceae. The record is from the annotation of a GenBank genome assembly.
AAUGGUUCUACAAGACCCUGUAAAGAUGAAAGUACACUGUACCAUCUCUGAUCUGUUGCCAAAUUGCAUCUUGGCGACCUAUCAGCUUGCCAAUAGCCACCCAUCUAUCAAGCCAGACAGACCAACCAUAGCCAUCAGAGAGGAAACAAAAACACGCAACAUUCACCACGAUGCCCAACAUGUCACCUAUAGGAGCUUUAACCAAUAGGUUUUCUAACAUACGCGAUGGUUUGCAGAACCAAAUGGCAAAUAUGAAUUCACCAAGAUCCUCCAUGAAUCGUGGCGUCUCUAAAGAAAGGCAGCUUCGUAAAGUGGAGCUUCUGGUGAGGGACCCAGUUCUUUGGGCGGAGUUCAAGCGACGAGUGGCGGCAAGGAACCAUUUUUCCAAUGCUGGUGUGCAGUAUGUCCUUCACGAACUCUGCGAUGAGCUCAAUAUUCCUGGGCUGGACCUUAUUGAUGAUUCGUCCAGCAUCCAGACGGCGAAAAGCACGCAAUCAAACAGGAGAGCCUCUUUUACAGGUUCCAACAAGGCCGGAAAUGACAAUGUCCCCACCAAGAAUCGCUUUGGCUUGUUACGCACACUCCGUAUGGGGACCCGGGAACCUCCAACUCCUGAGGUUUCCUAUAGUCACAGUCCUCGUUCACAUUUCAAUAAGGUGCCUUGUCCUGAGAGCCCAGGGUCCCAGCUGAACCUGUCGCCAACCAAAACGCCAUUGACACCCAUGUCGGCUACUACGGCAUCCACAGCCGCCACCAUGACUCCAGCUAGCGAUGUUACCUUGCCAAAGGAAAUCCGUGCUAGAGGCCCGGUUCUAGACUUCCUGGAACAGCCCAACUUUUAGACAACAUUGUUCCUUCACAUGACAAGACAGCAAAUCAAGAGAUCAACCUUCCAACUUCACCACAUCUUCGUUAAAAGCACCCGGCAGCAUCCAAUGAGCAAUCGUCAUGGCACAUUCCUGUGACCAUUGUGACAAGUGCGUGGCUCAUACAUAUAUAGAUUCUUCAUAGCUAACUUGAGUAGAUCAUAUCAAUAGCAUG